AUGUAUAAAAUGGUGGGAAUCAGUGACACUUUUGUCAUUUAUUAGUUAACAUAGGCAUAAUUUUUUUGGGGAAAGUUUUUCAUCAUGGACCAAGAAGAAUUCGAUUUGAUGCCGGAAGAAGCCCCGGAAGAAGACACUCUGGAUCCGAACAACCCGGAUGAUGCAUUCGCAAUACUGGAGAGGAAUUAUCUCAAAACUGUUGCCGAAAUGGAGGAAAACCACGCUGCUGCAAAAUACCUCGAGGAAUUUAAUAAAUUAUUCGAUUAUCUUCACAAUAUACGUGAACAGGGUAUAUAUUUAUCGGAACAGAAUAAAAUCAUCUCUGAAGAACUAGCUGUUACUGAUGAACAAUUACAAAACAAUCGUGAGAUGAUAAAAACAGACACAAAGACGAUUACACGAUUGGAGACUGAUAUUGAACAAUCGCGGAAAUUAAUUGACAAUGCACAUUCACGUGAGCAACACGCGCAGGAGAUUAUUGAUAAUUUAAGGAAACAGAUACAAGCGCUUGAGAACGAGAUUGAGUUACAGAAUAAAAUGGCCGCUCCGAGUUUUUUCGAUGAAAAUCCACAGGUUGCCAAACAACGUGCAGGAAUUGCACGUGAGAAAGACGCGUUGAAGAUUGAAGUUGCUAAAUUAACUGAGAAACUCAACAAUGCUUUGAUGUAUCAAGAAGAAUUGGAACAACGUACUUCUGUGGCGGAUUUACAAGUUGUAGCUAUUGGAGAAGAAAUGGAGAUUACUUCAGCUGCAGUCGAGAGACUGAGACAAAAAAAACUUCACAUGGAAUUAUCAAUCAAUAGAUUAGAAGAAUCAAACACAUCCAAAGAUGAAGAGAUUGCACUUAUGACUAAAUUAUUAGCUGAUACAAAAGUAGCACUGGAUGAAUGUUCAGUUAAAUUAGCAGAUCAAACACACAAAGCGCAUAUCUGCGCUAAUGAAAUGAAAGCAAGUAAUACACGUUAUUAUAAACUAAAACAGGAGUAUGAUGCUCUUGUGUUUAACGCGGACAGUUUAAAAAAAACUAUUGAACUUGCGCAGAAGAAACUACAGAGUAACGAACAUGAACAAAAGCAAAUAAAAACAGAUACUUCUUUGAUAGCAAAAGAAAAAGAUGCGACUAAUAAUAAAAUAGCAAGACUCCUCAAAGAAAAAACACACAUUCAGAUUGAACGUGAUAAACUUCGAGCACAAUUUAAUGGAACAAUAAAAGAAUCUAUUGAUUUAAAAAAGCAAAUAAUCGAUACCAAGAGACAAGUUAUAGAGCACACCAGAGAUAAAGAACAGCUGAAUAUAAGGGUUGCAAGAAUGGCAGAAGUUACAGCGGAAAAUCUAAGAGAAAUCAAGGUUAAAGAUCAAGAACACCAAUCAUUAAGAGAAGAGAUUAUUAAUUGUAAGAAUUUGAAGAAAAAACAAGCGAAAAUAAUCGUGAGAUUAAAUCAAGAACAAGAAAGAUUAAACGAACAACUUUCAAUCAAGAAUACAGCUAUUGAAGAUGCACAAGAUCUUUAUAAAACAGAAAAAAUAAAACUUCAAGAAUUAAACAAAUCUCUAACGGAAAGUGAAAAUAAACUACGCACGGCGAAUAAUCUCAUUGAAUCAACCAAGUCUGAUCAGAAUAGAUUAGUUUCAAGUAUACGUGAAAUGGAAGCAAAUAAUAAACUCACCCAAGAAAAAAUAUACAAUAGUAAUCUAAUAAACACCCAAUUAAAAGAAGAUAUAAAAGCUAAGACUCAUGCUAUAAUCAAGGGACAAGCAGACGUGAAAGAUUUGAUACAGCAAAGAGAUGAUUUACGUCUUGAACUUAGUAAAAGUUUACAAGAACAGAAAAACCUCCGAGUGGAAUUGCAUGAGGCGAAAGCUACUGAGCGUAAAGCGCAUGCGUGUAUCGCCCUUAAUGAACGCAAUAUACGCAAUCAAAUGAAAGUCAUCCAGACCCUGAUGAAUGAACGUGAUUUAUUCAAUGCGCAGCUUAUGCAACGUGAUAAAGAAGUUCUCCUCCUCCAGGAGAAGGUUAAAUUGUUACAAUGCACUUUGAAUUUCGGUGAUGCACAAUAUCAGCAAAGAAUUGAUGAUAUUAGAUUGUUGAAGAUUGAGAUUAAGCGUCUGAGACAGGAGAAAGCAAUGAUGACUCAGACUAUUCAUAUUAUGACUGAUUUGAAACAAGAAUUGAUUCAUUUGGAGCGAGAUUUGACGAGGGAACGUGUUAAGAACAAAGCGUGUGAGGAUGAAAUGUGCAAUCCGAUGAAUAUUCACAGAUGGCGGAAGUUAAAAGGGAGUGAUCCGGAUGUGCUUGUUCUUAUGCAAAAGAUCUACAUGCUACAAAAAAAAAUAUUAAAACAAGAUAGUGUUUUACUUGAAAGAGAACGGCAAUUGAAAGAAUCACAGAAAUUAUACAUGUCACUACGUAAAAUGGCAGCUAAACAACCUGGGCCUGAUGUAGGACAAGUUGAAACUUUGAAAAAAGAACUUACGAAUAGUCAGAGCCUUUUGAAGUCGCUUAAAUCAGAGAUGUGUAUACUUGAAUUGGAGAAUAAAGAGUCUACUCAACGAUUGAAGAAAGUGAAUACAGAAUUACACGAAGCCAAGCGACAACUUUUAAGUGAAAAGAAAAAACGAUCGAAAGAUUUGGAAGCGUUGCGUGCGUUGCCUGUACCGGUGCCGCCCUCUACCGCUGUUGUUAAGUACACAGGCGGAGGUUUCCGUAUGGCUGUAGUUUCAGCCGCAGCCGCCAGUCUACCGAAAGUACAGUGAAUCUUCUCUUGCAUUUUACCGCGCAGAGUAACACCGUUGUUUGUUAUAAGUGUAACAAUUGUAGACGGAAUUAGUUGGUGUGUUUGAUAGUCUGAAUCCAGUAUUGAGUGACGCAUCGUGUAGGUUACGAUUGUAGCUAUGCCAAGGUUGUUGGAAGUGUGUGUGGACAGUUUCGAGUCGGCACUCGCCGCGAUUACAGGGGGCGCUAGUCGACUAGAACUCUGUAAUUCUCUUGCUGAUGGUGGACUUACACCAUCACCAGGAUUAUUAAUCCAAGUACAAAAUGCAAACACAAAGAAAAUACCUGUCUUUUGUCUCAUACGAUGUCGGCCUGGAAAUUUUGUCUAUACUCCUGAA
Messenger RNA from Dalotia coriaria, 3111 nucleotides. RefSeq names its product cilia- and flagella-associated protein 58-like. The record is from RefSeq and is a predicted model, not a curated record. Gene Ontology annotation, cellular component: cytoskeleton. The transcript is spliced from 5 exons. Bases 85 to 2754 code for a protein of 889 amino acids. NCBI's taxonomy places the organism in Eukaryota, Metazoa, Arthropoda, Insecta, Coleoptera, Staphylinidae.